AUGGUGCUCGCCCUCCUUCACGCGGAAGAGAAGGACCCCGGUGGGCCGCCUCCGCUGGUGGUGCAGCUCGAGCGCCGACCGCCCCCCCGCGCUGCGACCGCCGUCAACGCUGAAACCGUCCGGCGCGUCGCGCGGCGCUUUUCCUCCACCGCGUCGGCCGCGGCGCCCACGCCCGUCCCGGCGGACGCCCUCUUCGCCAUCGAGGAGGCCUCCGGAGCUCACGACGACGACGACCAGGAGGUGCUCUCCGCGCCCCUCCACCAUAACGCUGCCGAGUAUUUCGUGGAGGUGGCCAUAGCCGACGGUAAUGGUCACGAUCUUCCACGUGCUGUCGACGCUGCUGGGGGUGGUGACGCCGACGGUGAUGAUGUCGGUAGUGGCGAGCAGCAGCAGCAACAGCAACAACAACCGGAAGUGGAGGAGGAGCGCGGCUCCAAGGUGGGCCGGCAGCGGGGCGCCGGGUACUUCCUGCUGCACGUCGACACCGGGAGCGCGUGCGGGGGCGGGUGCCACGGGGCGCUGUGCGGGUUCGAGAUGGCCUACGCGGACCGCUCGCGCAUCGCGGGGGUGCUAGUGCGGGACCGCGUGCACAUGGCGGGCGUGGAGUGGGCCGCCACCUUUGGCGCCAUCGUCGAUGCACAUCGCUUCUGCGUGCGGGGCGUCGACGGCAUCCUGGGCCUCGCCCGCCCCGGCACCGCCACCAACCCCCUCAACUGCGUGCCCAACUGCGUGGAACCGCCACUGGAUUCUCUGAUGCGGGAGCACCCCAUGCCCGACGUGUUCGCCCUUCAGCUCCGCGACACAGGCGGACGUCUGAUCGUGGGCAGCGCGGACGACGGCGUGACGGCUCUGCGCGAACCCGUGGCCUGGAGCGCCGACCUGGGCGCCCACGCCGGGCAUUACCGCAUCGCUCUCCGCACCAUCGCCGUGCUCGACGCGCCGCCCGCCGGCCCCCGCCUCGUCCGCCUCCCUGGCCGCGGCAGGGCGACGGCAGAGGCGCUGCUGGACAGCGGGACGAGCGUGAUCGCCGCCUCGUCUCCGCUCUACGCCGCCAUUGUGGCGGCCUUCCUCGCGGGCAACUGCACUACCCGCGGCAUAUGCGCCCACGCCCGGACACACUACACGCACACGCGCGACCAACACCACAUUAGGGAGAGUGGGGAGCACGUGUUCCAGUACUGCUUCCCGCGCGACUCGUUUCCGAUCGACCGCUACCCGGCCCUCUCCCUCGGCCUCGCCCACGGAGUCACCCUCACCCUCCGCCCCAGGCAGUACCUGCUAGAGCGGUUGGCCGACGACGGGACCACCGUGAUGGUGUGCUCCGCCAUCCGCGAGACCAAGGCCUCCCACGCCAGCCUCGUGCUCGGCGCGCCUUUCUUCCGAGCAUUCCACACCGUGUUUGACCGGGGUAACGGGCGCAUCGGUUUUGCGGAGCAUGCCGACGGCGAAGGUGGAGCAGUCGAGGUCGACCCCGACUACCGGGAGCCCGCGCCUGACCUCGCCCUCUACACCUCGUGGGAGAACGGGGCCGGGGUAUGGGUGGGGCUGGCCCUCGUGGGUGCCCUGGUCUCCGUCUGUGGCGGGGUGCUGGUGUGCCUCUACGCUCGUCCCCCCGUAGACCGUGCUCGUCCCCGUGCCCGUGCCCGAGGCCGUGCCACCUGA
Molecule: messenger RNA, 1662 nt
Organism: Acanthamoeba castellanii str. Neff
Lineage: Eukaryota; Discosea; Longamoebia; Acanthamoebidae
Product: eukaryotic aspartyl protease superfamily protein
Exons: 12
Coding region: 1-1662 (553 amino acids)
Biological process (GO): proteolysis
Molecular function (GO): aspartic-type endopeptidase activity
Source: RefSeq, a predicted model, not a curated record